Messenger RNA from Bufo gargarizans (Asiatic toad), 3120 nucleotides. RefSeq names its product impact RWD domain protein (gene IMPACT). Gene Ontology annotation, cellular component: cytoplasm. Gene Ontology annotation, biological process: regulation of translational initiation. The transcript is spliced from 11 exons. Gene Ontology annotation, molecular function: protein binding. Bases 26 to 976 code for a protein of 316 amino acids. The record is from RefSeq and is a predicted model, not a curated record. Lineage: Eukaryota; Metazoa; Chordata; Amphibia; Anura; Bufonidae.
UUUACAGGAAACACAUGAGAGCUCCAUGGCUGACACGGAAGAGGAAAACUUACAAAGCCAAAUUGAUGAAAUUGAAGCCCUCUCUUCUAUCUAUGGGGAUGACUGGUGUGUAAUAGAUGAAGCCGCACGGAUAUUUUGUAUAAAAAUCUCCAACUCUCUGGAUCAUCCUGAGUGGACACUUUGUUUGCAGGUGAUACUUCCUCCAGAAUACCCAUCUGCAGCCCCUCCUCUGUACCAACUAAAUGCUCCAUGGCUUCGGGGUGAAGAUCGUUUGACACUAUCAAAUAGUCUAGAGGACAUUUACGUGCAAAAUCUUGGUGAGAACAUCCUUUACCAAUGGGUGGAAAAGAUAAGAGAAUUUCUGGAAGAGAAAUCUAAAACAUCAGUUCCAGGCCCGAGUUCAAUAGCCACAACCGAAGAAACGGAGACUGCUGAUGAUAUUGCCUCUAGCUCUGAAUUACGUCUAGAUGACUUGUUAACGUGUUCCGUUAUUGAUGGAUCCUUUGACACUUUAGAAGGACUUGGUAAGGAAGUUCCAUCAAUUUUCCAUGGAGAACCAAUUAGUGACCGGAGGAGUACAUUUCAGGCACACUUAGCUCCUGUGCACAGUCCAGGCCAAGUGAAAGAAGUGCUGAGCGUAUUGUAUGAGAAUAAGAAAAUCGCUAGUGCAACUCAUAACAUUUAUGCAUACAGGAUAUAUACUAAGAAGACAAAUACGUUUAUACAAGACUGUGAGGAUGACGGGGAAACAGCAGCUGGUAAAAGACUUCUUCAUCUUAUGCAGAUUCUGGAUGCCAGAGAUGUAAUGGUAGUUGUGUCACGAUGGUAUGGAGGUAUCCUUCUCGGACCAGAUCGCUUUAAGCAUAUCAAUAACUGUGCACGAAACAUACUGGUGGAGCAUCACUACACAAACUCUACUGAAGAUUCUGGAAGGCAUGCUGAAAAGAACAAACAUACAAAAGAAAAUAAGAAGUGAAUAGAACAUUAAUCUAUCCUAAGAAAUAAUUGCUCAAAUUUUCAACAUUUUGAUUCAAAGUGAUAAAGGUGUCUUCCUUUUCUUUGCUUAACCUAUGACAUUGAAAAUAGUCAUUAACGCAAAACCUGUCAGGUGAGUUCUGCUGCCCCAUCUGAGAGCAGGCUAUGAUAGCUCUGAGACAUAUAGCUUUAUAUGACUGGAGUAGGAUUUCUUAGUAAAAAGAGGACUUCUAGGAUAGACAAGACUUAUAGGAGAGACAGCGAGAGUCCUGAUUACUCUGCCCACACAAGAUGACUGACAUGUACCAGUGUGUGAAGAGCAGGGUGUCAAUCACUGUGUGUGUGUGUGGGGGGGGGGGGGUAGGUAAUCAGGACUCAUUGUCUGUUCAAGGAGUCCUGUCAGUUUUUACUCAGACAUCCUUCCACGGAUCAUAUAAACCUAUAUAUAACAAAGCUCAGUCUUUAUCGUACCCAGAACUCAGGGCAGCAGAAAUCACUUUACAUGCCUGCUGUAAAGAAAUUGAAGUUAAAGGAAAUGUUCAUCCAAAAUUAUAAAAGUUGGUUCUGGGUGUAGUUGGAUGACUGUUACUAUAUAAUUAUUUUUGCCCACUAUCUUGUAUUCUCCAUUUUGAGAUUUCCCUUGCCAAUGGACCUUAAACAUUACGAACCAGUUAGUUAAAGGAGUUGUCUGCUUUUUUAUAUUGAAAACCUAUCCACAGGGUAGAGUAUAACUAACUGAUCGGCGGGGGUCCAACCGGGAAUGGAUCAGAUUGGCAGGGGGCCGACUGCCGGCACCUCAGCUGAUCAGCUGUUUGAAGAGAAUGCAGUACCAGCACAGUGUUCUCUGCUGUUGUAAUUACACAUGCUUGCCGCUGUAAUGUCGAUAGCGAGCAGAUGUAAUUACAGCUACGCCAUCCCAUUCACUUCCAUGGGACUGCUCAUUUCUAUACAAGUGAAUAAGAAGGAGCCAUUUCAAUGAAGCGAAGGGGACGGCGGAGUUGUAUUACACUGCUCACCUCUGCAAUGUCGACAGCGAGCAGGUAAACAGUGAAGAGAAGGCCGCGCUCGUAUGAGUGCUGCAUUCUUUUCAAACAACUAAUUGUUGGGGGUGCUGGCAGUUGUUCCCCCCACCUAUCUGAUAUUGAUGACCUAUCCUGAGGAAGCUGGAUCAAUUGAGGAUUUAAGAGGUGAAUGCUGUUUUUUAUUUUUACAUUUGCAGUUUUUCUCAUUCCUCUAGUCAGUUCUGUAGCAGAGACUUCUCAGGGAUGGAUGGGGUGCUCAGAAAUUAUUAUUAUAUUGCAUAUUAUAAUUAGCAAUACAAUUUUUUUUUUUUAUUCCUAUUGUUGCUUCACAAAGCUGAUUUGGCUUGCACAGUUGUGCUAUCAAGUUGAUGGUUGUUAUAGACUUCACAAAUAAACUAUGAGUGAAAUAACAAAUGUAUUGCUAAAACCUUACCAUAAAACAGAAAAUGACGCACAAGGGAGUUGCUACUUUACAAAUAUUUGGCUGGAUAUAAUAAAAAGAAAAGAGAUCUCUUCAGUAACAUGCUUUUAUUUGUACUUAUAAAGGUUUUCAUGCUAGAAAUCCUGUUUUAAAGAGAAGGAGGAGGGUCAUUUACUAUUAGAUAUAUGCCAGUUUUUAUUUGCGCCGCAAUCUGUGACUUUUCCCCGCUCACGCCAGGUCUAAAAAAAAAAGGGCCGGGGAAGGGGGCAGGCCAUCAGGCCUAUCUCAUUUAUCAUUUUCGACGCCUGUUUUAGGCAUAGAAAAUGUUCUAAAUCUACACCAGCAAGGCAGCUGGCAUAGAUUUAGACUGGCGGUUGAUGCGUCAAAGUCAUGCGCCUCUAUAAACCUUCGUCAGAUCCACCGCCAGCGCAGGGGUUAUUAAGACCAGUGCCUAAAACACCGGUCUUAAUAAACGAAAGAGGUUUUUCCUAGUGAUCAUACAUUUAUUACCUAUCUGGUAGGUUUAUAGGAAAACCUAUCAUUGCCUGCAGUGUUACAUUAAAAUGUGUUUAUUGUGGAUGUAUGAAAGAGCAGUUUCAUGCCAUAUAUAUAUAUAUAUACAUAUAUAUAUGUGUGUGUGUAUAUAUAUAUAUAUAUAUAUAUAUUGUGUUAACACUUUCUAGAUUGUAUUUAUUGGCAAAA